AUGACGGAUGUGACUCCAGACCGGCCGCUAUCGCCGCCCGACGAAGAGAUGGAAAUGGAACUGGUCGAUGGCGAGGUCGAAGAACCGAAGGCAUCGACCCCCCCACCACGUAUCGCCGCACGGCUCUUCUAUCGACCUACGAACCAGACCCGUCGUAAAGAUAGCGCUGCAUCGUCGCGCCGUAACAGUAUUUCGUCGGCGCACUCCCUCUCCUCCCAUGGCCGCGGGGCUACUGGCGGGCCGCAGAGCAAGUACAUCGCCCAGCAUCUUCGCCGGGCUUCGAUCCUGGAAGACCGGAAAGCGCGUCUGGCAGAUCGGGCCGCCCAUGCGGAAAAGGUACGCCUUCGCGCGGCUCUAGUCAAAGCCGUGCCCCGGAACACGAGCGUGAGCGAGGAGAGGGCGUUGGCCGCAGCCCAGGCGCGAGAGCGUAACCUUGCCGAAAUUACUGCGGCAUGCGCCGAGGAAGUACGCCGGGCGAAAGCCGUCGCCGAAAGUAUGAAGGAGAAGCGGGAGCAAGAAAUUCGAAAGAUGAAGCUCCAGAUGGAGGAGCGCCUUGCUGAAGCCGAAAAGAGGAGGGAAGAGCUGCGGAGCCGAAAUGCUGCUAAAGUGAAAGGCAGGGAGCGUGGGCAGAGUCUCGGGAACCGCAAGCCGACCUCGGUGGAAGUGAUGCCAGAGGUCCAAGAGGGCAAGGAGCGGGAGCCGACACCCCUGACCGAGGAAGCCGCUGCGUCCAGGAUUCAAUCGUCUUGGAAAGCGACUAAGCGGAGACGCGCUGUCGCCGAAUUCUCCGCGCUGGGCCUGUCCCUUGACGCCGUCCGGGAGACAUCUUUUGAUGAGGUCACCAUGCUUUUGUCUCAGGACAAGGUGCUGGCUCUGACGGCCCGUAUUCUCCGUAUUUGCGGGCUCAAUGAGGGCGACCCAGCGUCCGUAGAAGAAAUGGCCGCGGUUAGGUCAUUUUUGAGCGCCUUCUUGAUCUUGGGCCAUCCGUCUCAGGUACUUAGCAACAAGGAGGAGGCCGAGAUCCAGGAAGAAGCAGCGCCGAGCCCGGGUCACCCGAUGCCGAAGGACAAUCUUGCGAACCCCCAGUCACAGGAACUGGUCGGUAAGGCCCGAGAUCUGCUGGUUUUAUUUGAGAACAUCCUCGGCCGAUUGACUUCUUUCAACAACUACACCCCGCCGCCAGCCCUGCUUGGCGAAUUUCCCGAGGUGUACGCCACGUUUUACAACGCCUUGAUCGCGUGGAAGGCCCGCGACUCGAGCUCGCUCGUCGACCUCAUGGUCAUGCAAUUUGUUGAGCUCGACGCCAUCUGGGAGUCAGUCAAAGACACCACCGACGGCUCCGUUGACCAGGUGUACAAGGAGAGCAUUCGAAAUAACCAGCUCAUCCUUCUCGUCCGAAUCAAGAAGUUAGCUGGCGCCUCAAAAGGCAAACAGCUGGUCGCUGACGCCGUUAAGGCUGCUCGCAAGACUAGGGCGAAGAAGCCCGUCGGGGAUACAAAGCCUCGUGUGGCUGACCAGUCCGUCACUGAGACGGCCAUGGGUGUUCUUGGUGUGGAGGCUACCCACGAACAGGGGCAAACACAAGCUCCGACGCCACCGACGACGCCUUCACGGCGGCCUGAGCCUUUCAAGGUCAGCGUUGUAGUCCCUAACGCGAAGAGUUUGUUGCCAGACAACCGGAUCGUUGUCCACGAACUGGCCAUCAACAAGGAGUUCCGCACCGAGCCACAAGAGUACCACGAGCAGCAAGAACAUCUGCUCGCUCCCCUUUUCCAGGAGAUGCGCACCACAAUGGAGACCGACAACCAGGAGGCUCAUUUCUUCCUUCUCCUUAAGGCAGCCGAACUUAUCCGCGACAAGCUCCAGCGGCUGGUGAAGUCGGGCAACUCGAUGCACACAUUCAUUGGGGAACUGCUGGAUACUGACAUCGCCAAGCGCCAAUUCGCGAUGGGCAGCUUCUCGUAUGAGAAGUUUUUCCACGCCAUGGGCACGUUGCUUCCCAAACUCUGUGCCCCCGUCAGGGAUGAGGAAGUCAAGACACUCGCGGAGGAAAAGCUGAGCCAGGGGGGCUACGUCGACCGCCUCGAGGCGCUCAACAGUUUUAUCGACGUCAUGCUCAGUGACUACGCCAACUACCUGCUGCAGCUCGCCGCUCCUCAGCUCGUCGAACAGGCAUCAGCAUACGAGGCAAAGGCAUUUUCUAACGAUCUUGAAGCCGGCCAUCACGACCUAUCCGCCGCCACAGCAGCUUGGCGCACCGCACGCGCGAAGGUCCUCGCCGAGACAGCACGUCGCGAUCCGGAGGGUAUCAACCACCCAGCCUCACGCCCCACUGCCAACCGGAUUUAUGCGCAACUGCUCGUUGAUCUAUUCACGCAGGUCGCCCCCGUCAAGCGCGAGGCUGUGCCGGAGAUGCUGCUGCUCGACCACAAGCGCAUCCUCGAGGCAGGGCGACUAACCCGCCGCAUCAUCACAGCCGGGGCGAUUCUGUUACAAUGCAAGAAUCUCCUCAAACGCGAUGUGCGUGCGCCCUGGCGGAAUGAAGCACAGAGGAUCCUAGCUGUGCUGGAGAAACGGGAUAACCCGCGCACAACAGACAUGACGCAGGAUGUGGCCGCCGAAGGAAUCGUGGCCGCUCUCGAAGCCGGCCGCUCCAUGCCGGCUGCCACUAAACGGCACCUGCGUGGUCUCGUGCAUAAGUUCCUCUCUGCUAGUGCCGAGUCAGCCGUCGCCGGAACGGAAGAAGCAGCUGCAACAGCCGCCACAGGCGAACCCAGGGAACCUGUUCUUCGUCUGCUCCUUGGCCGGCUACGCGGACAUGUAUUGGCCCGGCUGGCCGCGGCGUCGGCAAGCGAGAAGGUGAAGGCUACCAGCACAGCGGGCGAGAAACUCGCCGGACUUGGGCUCGCCGAGUUUGUCGACAAGGUGCGGGAUAUGGUGGAUAUGAUGGGCCGACUUGCCAAUAUGACGGACCGAGAUAUCCUUCCGGAUUAUUUCAAGGCGGUCCACUAUAACCUGGUGAUUAGCGACUUGGACUUCAAGAAUUGGUCCUUCAAGGGCAGUGUCCGCCCCAGUAUCGAUGGUGAGAUCGUCCAGCCGACCAAGGAGAUCGUGAUAAACACGCUGGAGCUCAAGCUGCUCAACUCCAAGGUCGUCGUUACCGAAGCCAAAAGCGAUCAAACAUGGGAGUCCACGACGUUUGCCGAAGACACCAAGACCCAACGGUCGACCAUCACCUUCCAACAAGAGCUCCCCGUGUCCGCCAAAGCGUCCCUGAUCAUUGACUUCAUCGGCCUGCUCAACCACGACAUGGCCGGUUUCUACCGCAGCCAGUACAAGCCCGCCGUCCCGGCUGCCGCAAGCGUACCCCGCGACGACGAGUUCCAUUAUAUGUUGAGCACGCAGUUUGAGGCCUGUGAUGCCCGCCGUGCUUUCCCCUGCUUUGACGAGCCGAAUCUCAAGGCGACCUUUGACUUUUCCAUCGAAAUUCCCGACGACCAGGUCGCUCUCUCCAACAUGCCCCAGAAGGAGACAAAGUCUUUGGGUGGGGGGAAGAAGCUUGUCUCGUUCGAGCGGAGCCCAGUCAUGAGCACAUACCUCCUGGCGUGGGCCGUGGGCGAUUUUGAGUAUGUCGAGGCCUUUACAGGCCGCGAGUACAACGGGAAGAAGCUUCCCGUUCGGGUCUACACAACCCGUGGGUUGAAGGAGCAGGGUCAAUGGGCGCUGGAACAUGCGCCCAAGAUCAUUGACUACUUCUCGGAGCAGUUUGAGAUCGACUACCCUCUGCCCAAGAGCGACAUUCUCGCCGUCCAUGAGUUUACCCAUGGCGCCAUGGAGAACUGGGGUCUUGUGACCUACCGGAUGACGGCUAUCUUGUUUGACGAGAAGCUGUCCGAGGCGCGAUUCCGUAACAGGGUCGCUUACGUCGUAGCGCAUGAACUUGCCCACCAGUGGUUCGGGAAUCUUGUCACCAUGGACUGGUGGGACGAGCUGUGGCUCAACGAGGGGUUCGCUACCUGGGCCGGUUGGUUGGUGACGGAUCAUCUCCACCCCGACUGGGAAGUGUGGCCGCAAUUCAUCAACGAGGGCAUGGACGAGGCGUUCUCCCUCGAUAGCGUCCGGUCUUCGCACCCUAUCCAGGUUGAAGUCCGUGAUGCUCUUGACGUCAACCAGAUCUUCGAUAAGAUCAGCUACCUCAAAGGCUGCUCCAUGAUCCGCAUGCUGGCGGCCAACCUUGGCAACAAGACCUUCCUCAAAGGCAUUGCUAUCUAUCUCAAGAAGCAUGCCUAUGGAAAUGCCAAGACGCAGGCCCUGUGGGACGCUCUCAGCGAGGCUUCGGGCGUCGACGUCAACACUCUGAUGAAGCCCUGGAUCGAGAAAGUGGGCUUCCCGGUGCUGACUGUGUCUGAAGGCAAGCAACAGAUUUCCGUCAAACAGUCCCGUUUCCUCUCCACCGGCGAUGUCAAACCUGAGGACGACCAGACCACCUGGUGGGUGCCCCUAGGCGUCAAGGGCAAGAUCGGUUUGCAAGGCGUCGAACCCCUCACGCUCACGACCAAGGAGUCGACGAUCGACGGUGUCAGUGAGGAGUUUUACCAGCUCAACGCCAACGCUACUGGCUUCUACCGGGUUAACUAUCCUGAGUCACGCUUCAAGCUCCUCGGUACCCAGCUGGACUAUCUUACCACCGAGGACAAGAUCUUCAUCACCGGGUCUGCUGCCGAUCUCGCCUUCUCCGGCUAUGCCACCACCGCGUCGUUGCUGUCGUUCAUCCAGGGGCUGAAGAGUGAGACCCACUACCGUGUACUCAGUCAGGCCCUUGACUCGAUUGCAACCCUCAAGUCCAUCUUUGGCGACGACGAGCAGAUCAAGGCCGGGUUGGAGAAGUUUACGCUCGAGCUGAUCGACAAGGCAUUGAAGCAAGUCGGCUGGGAGGCCGCUAAGGGCGAGGACUACAACAAGAGUUUGCUGCGCAAGCGCUUGCUUAUCACUGCUAUUGCCAAUGGACAUGAAGACGCUGACCUCCGCGCCCCGGUUUACCGCGCCGCCAUCCGCAAGGACCCCAACGCCGCUGUCCUCCUGCUUAAGGACGAAUGGUACAACACCUCCGCCAUCGACGGCAAGGAAAUCUGCCUCCAAGCCCUCGGCCACGCCGACGACGAGACGCUCAUUAAGAACGUCCUGCUCCCCUUCAUCUUCAACAUUUCCCCGCCUGCCUCUGCUGCGGACUCCAUUAACCCCGGCGAUAUGCACAUCCUGUCGAACGUGCUCGCGGCCAACCGCACCGGCCGCCCGCUCCUAUGGGCAUUCCUGCGGGACAACUGGGACCAGUUCAACGCCAAGCUGGGCGGGAACCCGAUCCUGGUGGAUCGCAUGGUCAAGGUCAGCUUGCCCAUGUUUACGGAUACGCAGAGCCUGGAGGAGAUUGAGAAGUUCUUUGCCGGGGUAAGUACUAAGGGCUUUGAUCGCACGCUGGAACAAGUCAAGGACAAGAUUCGGGGACGGGCGGCGUACAAGGUUCGUGACCAGGAGGGGCUGAAGCAGUGGUUGGUGCAGAGUGGGUAUGCGUGA
Molecule: messenger RNA, 5571 nt
Organism: Dichotomopilus funicola
Lineage: Eukaryota; Fungi; Ascomycota; Sordariomycetes; Sordariales; Chaetomiaceae
Product: peptidase family M1-domain-containing protein
Exons: 5
Coding region: 1-5571 (1856 amino acids)
Biological process (GO): proteolysis; peptide catabolic process
Cellular component (GO): cytoplasm
Molecular function (GO): zinc ion binding; peptide binding; metalloaminopeptidase activity
Source: RefSeq, a predicted model, not a curated record